AUGUUUAUCCUGACUGUCUGUAUUGUGGGAGUAGCCGUGGCAGGAGUUAUCUAUCUCCGUCAGAUCUACUCAGCCUUCAGCAAGUAUGGAGUCAAACACAUCACCCCGUUACCUUUGGUCGGGAACAUGGGCAAGCAGUGCCUAGGCUUAGAGCACUUCGCGGAUCACAUAACAAGAUUAUAUAACAAGUUCCCGGAGGAAAGGUUUGUCGGAAGAUUUGAAUUUGUAAAUGAAUUGGUGGUCCUCCGAGAUCUGGACCUGAUUAAGCGGGUGUUCACUAAAGACAUGGAGUGCUUCGAUCACCGCUCGCCCUUUAGUGAAGUGAUUCUUUCUUCGGUAGAAAUCUGUCAAGAAUGGAAGAAAAUGCGUGCUACAUUGAGUCCGGCGUUCACUGGCUCCAAGAUACGCAAGAUGGUGCCUUUCAUAAUGGAAGUGGCUGGCUAUAUCAACAUUGAUUGUGAAGAACUCACAUCGAGCUACGCAAACGAUGUCAUUGUCUCCUGCGCUCUUGGGCUUAAAGUUGAUUCUUACAAGGAUCCGGAAAACCCGAUUUAUGCAAGAGGCAGGGAAUCUGCAACUUUUGGCUUUCGCGAAGUGUUCAUGUAUUUCCUAAUUUCAAAUUUGCCCUCAUUGGCUAAGAUCUUUGAAUGGGAUAUCCUGUCAGAGGGCUGUAAGGAGUUUUUCAGGAACUUAGUGUUAGAUGUCAUUAAAGACCGCGAGUUGAAACAGAUAGUCAGGCCUGAUAUGAUCCACUUACUUAUGGAAGCUAAGAAAGGUAAAUUGUCAGACAAUACGUCGAAAUCAGAUAAAGCUAAUACUGGAUCUGCAAUGUUUGAACCAUCCUGCUGUCACUACAAGACAAACGGAAAACGGUAA
Molecule: messenger RNA, 876 nt
Organism: Arctia plantaginis
Lineage: Eukaryota; Metazoa; Arthropoda; Insecta; Lepidoptera; Erebidae
Source: the annotation of a GenBank genome assembly